GUGACUUGAAACUUGACUUGGAAAAGUAUGACUGUCUUGUUAUUGCCACUAUCGUGACUUCUCUUAUAAGCUGAUUCAGGAACUAUAUAAAGCAUUACGACUCAGAGGACUAUGAAUUUCACCAUCGAAAAUAAUAUUCUCAAAGGUGCCAAGAAACCUAUAAGCGAGGAUCGUAAAUUAGGUCAAGUAAUUUGGAAUGUUUUGAACAAAAGUCCUGAUCAUGUGGCGCAAAUUGACGCCGAAACCGGCGAGCAAACUACGUUCAGUCAAAUGAAAGAUCGUAGUAUUUGCUGCGCCGUGUGGAUGAAAGAACUGGCCAUCCGUCCUGGUGACGUAGUGGUGGCGGUAACCCACAAUCAUUUGGACUGUUACCUACCGGUUUUUGCUACUUUUUUCGUCGAUGCCGUUUUCAACGCAUGGAAUCAAAAUAUCACAUUAUUCUCGGCGCGACGAUUCAUAAAAAUGUUCACUCCGAAAUUAAUAUUCGCUUCCGAGAAAGUCAUCGAUGUACUCAUAGAAGCUGCAACACUGGAGAACUUGAAGGUUCAUUUUGUCGUAUUUGGAAAACACUCGAAUGUGCAAUCUUUGAAUGAAAUUUUAAAUGAACAAACAAAAGAGGAAAUCGAUAAAUUUACGGUAGUCGACGAGAGAAGUGCACAAGACGUGGCAGCAAUAAUGCUGUCAUCGGGUACCACUGGUUUUCCAAAAGGAGUCAUGUUGUCGCACAGAUCGAUACUAAUGGCAAACGUAUCAAACCAAGGGAGAAAAAUUUCAACUUAUCUUUGGUACUCGACACUCGAUUGGGUUAGCUGUAUUUCUUUUAUGUUCCAAACACUACUGAAAUAUAGUACUAGAAUCAUAUCUCUCCGCAUUGACCUUGAAAGCUUAUUUCAAACCAUUGAAAAGUACAAGGUCAAUUUUGCUUUUGUUCCACCGAUUCUCGUGAACUAUAUAGCGAAAUGCGAUAUAGUUGAAAACUACGAUCUACAAAGCUUAAAAAUAUUCGUAGUCGGCGGUUGCAAGCUCACACGUCAAGUUCUUGAUGCUGUACAGCAAAAAUUUCCAACUGUAUUUAUCCACAAUGGCUAUGGAUCAACUGAAACUGGAGGAGGAGUUUCUUAUAAAACGGCCGAGAUGUCAAAAAAUGUGGAUUCAAUCGGGUUUGUUACUACGAAUUGUCAAAUCAAAUUUGUCGAUUUGACAAGCGGUCAAGCACUUGGAUCGAAUCAGCAAGGCGAAGUAUGCAUUAAAACGCCUAACAUUACAUUAGGCUAUUACAAAGAUCCCGAAGCAACCAAACAAGCUUUCGAUGAGGAUGGAUGGUAUCAUACUGGAGACAUUGGUUACUAUAACGAAGCAGGUGAAAUAUUUAUAGUCGACAGAAUAAAAGAGAUUAUUAAAUAUAGAAACAGCCAGAUCUCCCCGGCGGAGAUCGAAGAAGUUUUGUUAUCCCAUCCAGAGGUACGUGAAGCAGCUGUGGUGGGAAUCCCACGCGAGCUUGAUGGCGAUUGGCCUGUAGCUUUCGUGAAAAAACUGCCUAGUAGUCGACUAAGCGAAGAUGAUCUCUUCAAACUCACAUCGAUUCUCGAGGACUAUAAGAAAUUACGUGGUGGCAUCUAUUUUCUAGACGAUUUGCCACGAACUGGAUCUGGAAAAAUAGCGAAAAAAGAAUUGAAGCAGCUAGCUCAAAAUUUGAUUAAUCAAAAAUCGUUUUAAUUAAUUUUUUGAGGGAUCUACAUUUGAAAAGAAUCGCUACCGCCGUUGACUAAUCAGCUGUUUUUUAUGUGUACUAUUAUGUGUACUAUUAUGUAAAUAUGAUGAAUCUAAUGUGUGUUUUACUAUAACAGGAUAUGCGAAUUGUUUAAAAAAAGUAUUAUCCAGCAUGCACAUACAGUAUUAAUCUCUCCGCAUGAGUUUGACGAAUUUAAAUAAAGAAUUACGAUAAUUAAUAAGGAAAUACAAAAUAAUUAUCACUGUUAAAUUCAAGUGAAUUUAAAAGGAUAAACUCGACGGUAUUGUUAGCUUUACGAAAGAACUAAUUAAUCCACAGAAUUGUUUGAAACUUUUAUUGUUUGUGUAUACCUGUGAUACUACUUUCUAAUAAUAUUUGUUCGACGUGUUAUUUACUUUUAUGUUAUAUAAAAAUUGAUAAGAAUGUAUAUCUACAGUUGCAAAGUUUAUAUUGACACCUCAUUCAAUAAUAUGUUGAUAUUAAUUAAGUCUUUGACCAAUGAACUGUCGAAAUUUCAUGACAAGGCCGUAUAAAUACUUCUUUAAUCUAACACUUCUAAAAUAAUGACAUUUGUAGAAUAAUAAAUUAUUCAUC
This is a messenger RNA of Phymastichus coffea, 2326 nucleotides long. RefSeq lists its product as uncharacterized. NCBI's taxonomy places the organism in Eukaryota, Metazoa, Arthropoda, Insecta, Hymenoptera, Eulophidae. Gene Ontology annotation, biological process: fatty-acyl-CoA biosynthetic process; long-chain fatty acid metabolic process. The transcript is spliced from 8 exons. Gene Ontology annotation, molecular function: long-chain fatty acid-CoA ligase activity. The coding region runs from base 112 to 1716 and encodes 534 amino acids. The record is from RefSeq and is a predicted model, not a curated record.